Protobothrops mucrosquamatus (brown spotted pit viper) is the source of this 1386-nucleotide messenger RNA. RefSeq lists its product as uncharacterized. The record is from RefSeq and is a predicted model, not a curated record. Lineage: Eukaryota; Metazoa; Chordata; Lepidosauria; Squamata; Viperidae. The transcript is spliced from 12 exons. The coding region runs from base 1 to 1386 and encodes 461 amino acids.
AUGGCGAAGUCAGUGGAUUUCUCCGUUUUCAGCGUUCUGGUGACAGGAUCCAAUCGGGGGAUCGGUCUGGGUCUGGUGAAGAGGUUUCUGGAACUGCCCUGUCCUCCCAAAUGGGUCUUUGCUACAACUCGGGAUAUGGAGGCGGAGAAAAGUAAGGAGGUAAAAGAGUUGGCUUGCAAACAUCCAAAUCUCGUGGUGUUGCAGUUAGAUGUCACCAAAUUUGAGAGCAUCCAGGCAGCUCUGAANAAAAUGUUCUUCGAUGGACUCUGCAUCCUCCAGAAACCACACAAAAGCACGCUCCAUUCUCACAUGGUUUUUUGGGGGAGGGUCCGAAGGCCAUAUGGAAACACUGCUGUCUUGUACGACCUUCAGAAGACCUUUCUGCCCCUGCUGAAGAAGGCAGCCCAGAGAAGUCCACAGGAAGGGCUGAGCUGCAGCAAGGCGGCCAUUAUCAAUACCUCCAGCGCUGGAGGAUCAAUGGAAGUGAUGCUACUUUGGUAUAAGUGGAAAGGAAUCGGCUAUCGUUGCAGUAAGGCAGAUCUAACCGUGGAAGAGAGCACACAAGGCAUCAUGACUGUGCUUUCCAUGCUUUCUGAGAAGGAUAAUGGGACCUUUGUGGACUGGUCGGGUCGACAGGUACCCUGCGUUCUGGUGACAGGAUCCAAUCGGGGGAUCGGUCUGGGUCUGGUGAAGAGGUUUCUGGAGCUGCCUUGUCCACCCAAAUGGGUCUUUGCUACAACCCUUGACCUGGAGGGAGAAGACAACAAGGAGCUGAAGGAAUUGGCAUGCAAAGAGCUGAAUCUGGUAGUGUUGCAAUUAGAUGUCACUAAAUUGGACAGCAUCCGGGCAGCUGUGAAAGAAGUGCAGAAGUGUGUUGGAGAAAGCGGAUUGACCCUCCUUAUCAACAAUGCUGGCCUUUUAGUGGGCAACGAUCUGGAAAAGGAAAACGCCAAGGAGAUGAUGAGGGUGUAUUCCGUCAAUACUAUCGGGCCUCUGCAAAUGAGUCAGGCUUGUCUGCCCCUGCUGAAGAUGGCAGCCUGGAGAAGUCCAUGUCAAGGGCUGAGCUCCAGCAAAGCAGCCAUUAUCAAUAUCUCCAGCAUCUCAGGCUCAAUUGAACUUAUGGAACGUUGGAACAUAUUGCAAAUAGUCGCCUACCGCUGCAGUAAGGCUGCUUUAAAUAUGAUCACCAAAUGCCAGUCACUGGACUAUUCAGCCCAUGGGAUUCUGUGCGUAGCCUUUCAUCCUGGUCGGGUGAAAACCUAUCCCCAGAAUGGGGAGAUAUCUGUGGAAGAGAGCACGCAAGGCAUCAUGACGGUACUGUCCAUGCUUUCUGAAGAGGACAGCGGGACCUUUGUGGAUUGGUUGGGCCGGCAAAUUCCUUGGUGA